GGCACUAGAGAAAUUUCCACGCACUUGAGCUAUACUGUUUCUUGUGUUCAUACUCAUCUGAACCCAACAGACUCUUGAGCGUGCAUCUUACCCUGCUGCCCAUGACCACGAGGGAGAGCCAUCUAAUUUCAGUUAGGAACAGACAGGAUGCUCUCUCGUGCAAUCUGCCUUGUCGUCAACGGCACAACAAAACAGAUAAGCAACAGCUUGUCUGGAUGAUAUUCUUGGUGUCCACUGCUCUCUUCAUCAACCAAUUGCUUCAGCCUCUCCCAUAUAAAUACAGGUACAGCCCCAAGGCUUCAGCACCAACAGCCUACAAUUCUUUUCCAUUACUACCAUACACAAGAAAACAUCACCAAACCUUCAGUCCUCAACAAUGGCUUGCCAUCUACGGUCGGCGAGCACGCCCUCCAGCCCUCGCUCCAGCAACACACAAGUCGAGCAGCAGCUCCAGAGCCUGAGCGCAACCGUCUCUUCGCCCUCAGCGACCAUCGAUACGAUGUGCCAUGGUUUGAGGAGGCUGGCAGAGAUCUACAGCUGCAUCGAGAACAUGAUGUGCACACCCAGCAGCCAAGCAAGUCUUUGCCACACCCUGCAAAGGGUGGCAGUGGAGGCAGAGCUCGGACGGUCCCUCGUCGUGCUCGACCUCUGCAACGCCAUGCAGGAGACCUUCAUGGAAUUGAAGAUGACUGUCCAAGAGCUCUUGUUGGCUCUCAAGAGAGGAGCUGACGCGUCUGCUCAAGUCAAGGCGUACGUCAGGCUAGCCAAGAAAGCACAAAAGCAGUUCAAGAAAAUCAGCAAGAAGACUGCUUCCGACAAGAACGAUUCCAGGGUGGUGAUGCUACUUGCAGAAGCGAGGGAGAUCACCAUUUCGCUACUCGAGUCCACAUCCUCGGUCUUGUCCAAGCAAUUUGAGAUGCCCAAGUGGUCUCUUGUCUCCAAAACAUUGCACAAGAGCAAAGCCGUCUGCGAAGAGGAGCAACUGCAGGCAUUGGAGCGCAGUAUCGGAGAUCUUGAGAGCGGAGUGGAGCUUCUGUACAGGAGAUUGAUCCAGAACAGAGUUUCUCUUCUCAACGCUCUUAGUUCAUAGAUACCCUGAGCUCUGGCUCCCUGCGGUUGGCAUCCACCUUUUAAAGGAUUAGUCAAUCAUCAUGAUAGCAAUUUUGGUAGCAUGUACACUUGUGGAUAUAUGCAGAAAGUUCACUUAAU
Molecule: messenger RNA, 1209 nt
Organism: Triticum aestivum (bread wheat)
Lineage: Eukaryota; Viridiplantae; Streptophyta; Magnoliopsida; Poales; Poaceae
Exons: 1
Coding region: 377-1090 (237 amino acids)
Biological process (GO): root development; shoot system development
Source: RefSeq, a predicted model, not a curated record